Penaeus indicus is the source of this 1929-nucleotide messenger RNA. Its product is annotated as sodium/calcium exchanger 3-like. Gene Ontology annotation, biological process: calcium ion import across plasma membrane; cell communication; sodium ion transmembrane transport. Lineage: Eukaryota; Metazoa; Arthropoda; Malacostraca; Decapoda; Penaeidae. Gene Ontology annotation, molecular function: calcium:sodium antiporter activity. Gene Ontology annotation, cellular component: postsynapse; axon; sarcolemma. The coding region runs from base 188 to 1927 and encodes 579 amino acids. The transcript has a single exon. The record is from RefSeq and is a predicted model, not a curated record.
GCGGCACCCUGGACCAUUUGGUGGCGCGGUGUAUGUGGAGGGGGUCGUGUAGCUCCCGUCCCUGACUGAGUGUGACAGUGGCAGACGUCAUGACGAGAGCCAACCUCUGAUCCCCAAACAUUGUCUUUUCCUUCUCUUCUUUGCCCAGUGUCUGUGUGGUGUGCUAAUAGCCAAUACAACCGGCACCAUGUUUGAACACCGUUCUAGCGGUUCAUCCCACUGGGGGAUGAAAAUGUUAGGCCUGUGUGUUUUAGUGCUUGCAUUUUGUAGUCCAGUCUCGGCUUCAGAAGACAACAGCACAGUAUUUGGAAAAUGUGUCGACGGUCUGAUCAUCCCGGUGUGGACUCCUCAAGAGGGACUGUCAACGGGAGACCGCGUGGCUCGUGCGAUCGUUUAUUUCGUGGCUAUGGUGUGGCUCUUCAUCGGCGUGUCCAUCGUGUCGGAUCGCUUCAUGGGCUCCAUCGAAAUGAUCACGUCCCAGGAGAAGGAAGUGACCGUGAAAAAGCCCAACGGCGAGACGCAGAUUAUCGUGGUGCAAGUCUGGAACGAGACCGUCGCCAACCUGACUCUCAUGGCGCUGGGCUCAUCCGCUCCUGAGAUUCUCCUCUCCGUCAUUGAGAUCUACGCCAGGAACUUCGAGGCCGGAGACCUAGGUCCCGGAACCAUCGUCGGUUCCGCCGCCUUUAACCUCUUCGUCAUCAUCUCCAUCUGCGUCUAUGUCAUUCCCGACGGCGAAGUCCGCUACAUCAAGCAUCUUCGCGUGUUCUUCAUCACUUCCUUCUUCUCCGUGUUCGCCUACAUCUGGCUCUAUGUCAUCCUGGCUCAGAGUUCUUACGGAGUGGUGGAGUUCUGGGAGGCCUUCCUCACCUUCCUCUUCUUCCCCAUCACCGUCAUUCUGGCCUACGUCGCCGACCGUCGCCUCCUCUUCUACAAGUACAUGAGCAAGGAGUACCGUCUGAACAGGCGCGGCGUGAUCGUGGAGGUCGAGGGUCGAGGGGACGUGGAGAUGGGCAAGAAGGACGAGGGCCCCGCACUCGGCGAGAACGUCGACGAGUCCGUCAGGGAGUUCGAGGAGCACCGCAAGGAGUACAUGUCCAUCAUCCGCGAGCUCCGCCAGAAGCACCCCAACGCCGGAAUGGAAACCCUGGAAGGCAUGGCUCGCGAGGAGAUCAUCAACCGUGGACCAAAAUCCCGUGCCUUCUACCGCAUCCAAGCGACCAGGAAGCUGACGGGCGGCGGCAACAUCAUGAAGAAGGUUCGCGAGGAGGCCAAGCAAGAGAAGGAGGAGGAGGUCGAGGAGAAGAAGGACGACGACACCAUCCGCGUGUUCUUCGACCCCGGCCACUACACCGUCAUGGAGAACGUGGGCACCUUCCAAGUGACGGUGGUCCGGGAGGGCGGUGACCUGAACACCACUGUGCUCGUGGACUACAAGACCGAAGACGGCACCGCCAACGCCGGAGGUGAUUACGUGGGCGCCGAGGGCACGCUGGUGUUCCUGCCCGGUGAGACCCAGAAGACCUUUUCCCUGGAGGUUAUCGACGACGAAGUUUUCGAGGAAGAUGAACAUUUCUAUGUGCGACUUUCGAACAUGCGCUUGGGCUCCCCUGACGGCACCGCCGUGACCCACGCCGUCAACGGUGCCGCAGGUCAACCCAACAAGCCUGUCAAAAUGGAGCUGAGCGCCCCGUACGUCGCCACGAUCAUGAUCCUGGACGACGAUCACGGCGGUAUCUUCAACGUCGGCGAGAAGGAUGUUGAGAUCGUUGAAUCUAUCGGAACUUACGAACUGAAGAUCGUGCGCUGGUCGGGCGCUCGUGGCCGCGUCUCCGUGCCCUACAAGACCGAGGAUGGCACAGCCAAGGCCGGCAAGGACUACGAGGAGUGCGAAGGCGAACUCGUAUUCGAGAACAACGAGACUGAGUAAGU